This is a messenger RNA of Pelecanus crispus (Dalmatian pelican), 1222 nucleotides long. The record is from RefSeq and is a predicted model, not a curated record. NCBI's taxonomy places the organism in Eukaryota, Metazoa, Chordata, Aves, Pelecaniformes, Pelecanidae.
GUUCAGUGUGGUGACUUUCCUCAUCUGUUGGUGUAUGGACCAUCAGGAGCUGGAAAAAAGACAAGAAUAAUGUGUUUAUUAAGGGAAUUAUAUGGUGCAGGAGUGGAAAAACUGAGGAUUGAGCAUCAGAGUAUAACGGCACCUUCUAAAAAGAAAAUUGAAAUUAGCACCAUUGCAAGUAAUUAUCACCUUGAAGUUAACCCAAGUGAUGCAGGAAACAAUGACCGUGUAGUAAUUCAGGAACUCUUGAAGACAGUAGCACAAUCCCAACAGCUUGAGACAAGUACUCAACGAGAUUUUAAAGUGGUGCUGUUAACAGAAGUUGACAAACUCACUAAAGAUGCUCAGCAUGCUUUGCGGAGAACAAUGGAGAAGUACAUGGCGACCUGCAGGUUGAUCCUGUGCUGCAACUCCAUGUCAAAAAUUAUAGGACCUAUUCAAAGCAGAUGCCUGGCUGUACGAGUGCCUGCUCCCAGCAUUGAAGAUAUCUGCCAUGUCCUGUCCAGUGUGUGUAAGAAAGAAGGCCUGACUCUUCCCCAGGAACUGGCUCAAAGGCUUGCAGAGAAAUCUGGCAGGAAUCUUCGGAAAGCACUACUUAUGUGUGAGUCCUGCAGAGUACAACAGUAUCCUUUUACUGCUGAUCAAGACAUUCCUGAGAUGGACUGGGAAGUUUAUUUGAGAGAAACUGCAAAUGCUAUUGUCAGUCAACAGACACCACAAAGGCUUUUAGAGGUCCGUGGACGGCUUUAUGAACUCCUGACACACUGCAUUCCUCCUGAGAUUAUAAUGAAGGGCCUCCUGACAGAACUUCUAAAUAACUGUGAUGGACAACUGAAAGGAGAAGUUGCACAGAUGGCUGCCUUCUAUGAACACCGCCUGCAAUUGGGCAGCAAAGCUAUUUAUCAUCUGGAAGCAUUUGUAGCAAAGUUUAUGGCAAUUUACAAGAAGUUUAUGGAGGAUGGACUAGAUGACAUGAUGUUCUAACUCUGAUGCCCCAAGUCAUACACAGAAUGUUGUGUCAUGAUGCCAGUAAUGUUGUAAAUAUUGUCUACUUGUCCAUGCUUGACUGCAUGUGGGUCUAGUUCAAAGUCAAAUAUUUUACUUUGCUAUUAAUAUAAAACACAGUGAACUAAAGAACAAUGUUUGUUCAGGUUUAGAAACCAGAUGGAUUGUUUGACAGCCACAAAUCCAUCUUUAGAUCCAUAGAAAAUACAUUAGACUU